Molecule: messenger RNA, 3963 nt
Organism: Plasmodium berghei ANKA
Lineage: Eukaryota; Apicomplexa; Aconoidasida; Haemosporida; Plasmodiidae
Product: CLP1 P-loop domain-containing protein, putative
Exons: 1
Coding region: 1-3963 (1320 amino acids)
Biological process (GO): cleavage in ITS2 between 5.8S rRNA and LSU-rRNA of tricistronic rRNA transcript (SSU-rRNA, 5.8S rRNA, LSU-rRNA)
Cellular component (GO): nucleus
Molecular function (GO): polynucleotide 5'-hydroxyl-kinase activity
Source: RefSeq, a predicted model, not a curated record
AUGCCUUAUACGAAAGGUUAUGAUAAAUGUCUUUAUAAUUUUGAAGAAAAUUUAAAAAAAACAUAUGACAGAAUUAAAAAGAUAAAGAAAAAUGAAGAAAGUAUAUAUGAACAUACAAAGUUAGAAGAUAGUGAAAUAAAAGAAAAGAUAAUAUAUUUGUUAGGUUUAAAUUAUGGAGAAUAUAUAUUGUUAAGGGGAAAUUUUCGUUUUAGGCUUAUAAAAGGGUUAGUUUAUUUUAAUGGUGAAAUAGUAAAGCCAUCUAUAGAAUAUAAAAAUGUACACAUACCCGAUUUCAACCCAAUGAUUAAACUAAUAGCCUUAAAUGAUAUGAAUGUAAAAUGUGAAGACGGAAUGUUUAAAAUAUUUUUUCAUGACAAUAACAAGUAUGAGAAUAAAAAUGAAAGAAAUAAUUAUAUCUGCAAUGAAAAUAUUCAUAAUAUGGAAAAUGUAGAAAAAUGCAAUGAAUAUGAUCCUUAUAUUAGUAAGGAUAUAAUACAAGAUAAUGGUGAAAAAGAAUUAUUAAAUGAUAUAAAUAAAAUUGAAGGAUUAAAAGAGGAUAUAAUUAAAAAUAAUAAUAAUAAAGAAUCUGAACAUUUUGAUAUAUGUAUGAAAGGGAAUGAAAAUAUUCCUGAAUGUUCAGAAAAUAUUUUAGAAAAUUAUUUAUUUUGUUUAAAUAUGCUAGAAGAUGGUAACAUAAAAAAAGAGGAAUUUGAUGAAUAUUUAAAAAUAAAAAAAACAGGAAUGAUAAAUAAUUUUGCAAGUAAUUGUAUGAUGGAUACAAUAAAUUUGUAUUUAGAAAAUUUUCCUAUAAUUAUUGCAUUUGAAAAAAAAAAAAACUUUUGGUAUAAUUUAUAUAAUAAUGAUCCUAAAAAAAUUAUAAAUAUAACUAAUAGUGGAAAAAAUAAUAGUAUAUAUAUUAAUAGUUAUCAAAUGUCUUACAUAGUCAAAGAGUUUAUGAUCUAUAUACACAAUAAAAAAAAAUAUAAAAUCAAUGAUAUUUUAAAAAAAAUCGAGGAAGAAAGUAUAUCUAGAAAAUUGUCAACUUCAUUUGAUGUUUUCGAAAAUAAAAAGGAAGGUAUAGUACAUUCAAAUUGUAAAGAAAAUGAAUUAAAUUUGCGUUCAUACAAAAAGUCGAAAGUAGAAAAUGUGGAGAAUGGAAAUAGUUCAAUAGAAGAAAAAAAGACAAAUUAUAAGGCAAAUGAAAAUUGUAAAAAUGAUGAAAAUGGUAAAAAUGAUUUGGAAGUAAGUAAUAAAUUAAAAGCACAAGAUUAUUUAAAAAAAUUAAAAAAAGAAAAUAUUUUUGAAGAAAAUUUUGAAAAUAAUAAAAAUGAACAAUCAAUAUUUGAUGCGAUUUCCAGUAUAAUUAUAAUGGGUGAUAAAGGAAAAGGAAAAAGUUAUUUUGUUACAAAUUUUAUAAAUAAUUUGUUAAAUUACAACAAAAAUGGGAUACUAUUAUUAGACAUUGAUGUUGGGCAACCAAUUAUAGGAAUAAGUGGAUUUAUAUCUUUGUAUAAAAUAAAAAGUCCUUUGGAUAUUUAUAAUUUUUUUUAUCCUAAAAAAUAUAAAUGUGUUAAAAAAAUAUUUUUUGGAAGUUGUUCAAUUAUGGAUAACCCCAAUUUGUUUAUUAAAUGUUUGGAGGAAAUAUAUGAUUAUUUGUUUGAUGUAUAUUUGAAAAAAAAUGUCGAAAAAAUUAAAAAAUUAAAUAUUUCAAAUGAAAUAAAUAUAGGACAAUUUCUAUAUCCAUUAGUUGUUAAUACAUUUGGAUGGAUAAAAGAUAUAGGAUUAUUUUUGCUAAAUUUAAAUAUUUUAUUAAGCAAAGCUGAUUUUAUUAUUCAAAUAGAUUCAUUAAAAGUAGAAAAAAAAAUGAAACAAUUAUUUAGCAAGAAAGAAUUUUAUGAAUACAUGUUUAACGAUUUUUUAAUUACACAUAAUGAUAAAAAUAUGGUAGAUGUGAAGGAUCAAGAAAUACAUUAUGAAAAGAUACAAAAAAAAGCAAAAAAUAAAUAUGUUAUUUUUAAUUUGAAUAAUAAACAUGUUAAUUUAAUUGCAAAAGAACAUUCUAUAUUUAAUACAAUUAUUAAAUAUAAUUAUGGAUUAAAUGAAUCUGAUUUAUUGUUUUAUGACGUUUCUAUGUCUUUUAAAAAAGAAGAAAAAGUCGAAACAGAAAAGAAAGAUAAUAAACAUUAUGUUAAUAAGCAGCCUUACAAAAAAAAAAUGUAUAACAUAAGUAAUAAUGAUGAUGAUGAUAAUAAUACGAAGAAGAAGAAGAAGAAUGGUUUUACAAAAUUUAGUGAAAAUAAUAAAAACAUUACAACAUCACAUAUUGAAAAAGGAGAAUGGAAUGGCAUAGUUAGACAAUAUAAUGAUUAUGGAAUUAAUGGACAAAAUAAAAAAGUGACUAAAGAUUUUCGUGAUUAUUGGAAAAAUUAUUGUUAUAAGCCUUUAUUAGAUUAUAUAGAUAAUAGUAUUAUAUACAAAAAUGAUCAUGGAAAAAAACACACUAAAUAUCGUAAUUAUUUUUAUAAACGAUAUCAAAGUAUCAUUAAUCCUAUGAUCAAUAAAUAUACAAAGAAUGAAUCUAUAAAUUAUAAAAGUGAAAUAAAUAAUUUAAAAAAUUUUGAAAAAAUAUAUUAUGAUAAUUUUUCUAAUUAUGAUAAAAAUCAAAUAGGUGUUCAAUCUACAGAAAACUCCCCAUUUUUGGUGAAUAAAAAUAAAAUGGAUUUUGAAAAUAAAAAAGAUAAUUAUGCAAAUAAUGAAAGUAUAAAAAAUUAUGAUGAUUAUAUUAAAAAGAUUGAAAAUUUGUUUGAAAAAAAAUGUAUACGAAUAAUAAAUUUUGUAAGUUAUAAAAAAAAUAAUUAUUAUGAAAAUUUAAAUAAACCUAUUUUACAAAAUAAAAAUAUUCCUAUACUUCCAAAGAAUUUAAGAGCAUAUCGUUUUUUUUGCUUUUUAUUUUUCAAAUUUAAAAAAAUAAUAUUUUAUAUGCAUAGUUUUUCAUUAUAUGAUGGGAUAAAUGAUUUUUUUAUGAAGCAUGAACAUAAAGUAGCGGAAUAUGUAUUUCAAAUAAUUGUUAAAAAUGAAGGAAUAGGAAGUGAUAUAUUUCUAAAUGACCAAAAUACACAAAAUUAUAGUUAUAUGGAAAUAUUUAAUAAUAGUUCUAUGGAAAAAGAAGAAAUAAAAUAUGAUACAUUUUUUAAAGACAAUGUAAAUGAGAUGAAUAAAAAUUUUUAUCAAAUAAAUGAAUAUAAAGAUGAAAAUAAUUUGAAAGAAAAUGAUUAUAUAAAUGCUAAAGAAAAAUUAUAUGAUGAUGAUAAAAAUGAAGAUAUAGAAAUUGAGAGUAGUUAUUGGAAUGAUACUAUUUAUAAAAAAAAAUUUUUAUUUAAUUGUGUUGCAUUUGAUUUGAAAAAUAUAAAAUUAAGUAAUAUAGGAUUUAAUAAAAAUAGUAAUGAUAUAUAUGAAGAAGGCAAUUUUCUGACUUAUAAAUAUUUUUUUAAUAACAUUAUAUGUUUAUGCAAUGAUAAUAUAGAAAAUAAUAUAUCAUCUAAUAGGAGUGAUGAAAAAAAUUCAAAAAACAAUAAAAAAUUGAAUUAUAACAUUACUCGUAUAGAUAUAGGCGCAAACUUUGAAAAUAUAAAUUCGGUUAUUAAAAAAACCGAAUUAGAAAAAAAUAAUGUUAAACUAGUUGGUGUAUCAGAGCAUUUUACACAUAUAUUAACAGGAUAUAUUAAAUUAAUAUAUAAUAUGAAGCUUAUAAUUUAUUUACCGUAUUGGUUUAAAGAUUUUGAUGUUCUUAAAAAUGUUAACACAUUUGUUUCUGGAAUGAAUCUUAUCCCUUAUAACAUAAAUGAUAUGAUUAAUAAUUAUCCUUAUUAUGUAGAUAUAGUAACUGCAAAAGAGGAUGAAAUAUUUAAAUUUUUGAAAGAAGAAAAAUAUAAGGAAAUAGAACAAGGGAAUACAUCGAAUUGA